Molecule: messenger RNA, 495 nt
Organism: Aaosphaeria arxii CBS 175.79
Lineage: Eukaryota; Fungi; Ascomycota; Dothideomycetes; Pleosporales
Exons: 1
Coding region: 1-495 (164 amino acids)
Source: RefSeq, a predicted model, not a curated record
AUGACGCCUUCGAAGUUCCAAACUCUGAUCGUUGGGGACGAGGAUAUUCAUGCUGCUCGCAAAAGACGAGCAAUCUACCUUCGCCCCUUCAUUCUAUUUUACCUGAACUCUCUCUUCGCCGAGGUGAUAUUCCUGGCAGUCGGUGUGCUGAUCAUGACCGGAACCAAAGACCUGAUCUACAAGAUCCUCUGGACGCUCGUCUUCUGUCCGCUAGGCAUGGGCGGCGCCAUGGGAGGCUUAAUCAACUGCUUCAUCGUGGACUACCAUUACGGCAGUAAAGCAGUCCACUUCACCGCCCUUCUAUCCCUCCUCGUCCUGAGCAGUUGCAACUAUCUAUGCUACAGUCUUGAUCGCCACUUCGGUUGGUUCGGGGCAUCAGAGCAUCCGUGGUGGUUUCAUUGGCGAUAUCCAAUGAUCUAUGCAGUCGGUUAUAUCAACGGCAAGCUGCUUUUCACAGAUGCUGGUCAGGCCAAACUUGCUCGUAUGGGCCUUUGA